Molecule: messenger RNA, 936 nt
Organism: Plasmopara halstedii
Lineage: Eukaryota; Oomycota; Peronosporomycetes; Peronosporales; Peronosporaceae
Product: aureochrome1-like protein
Exons: 2
Coding region: 1-936 (311 amino acids)
Biological process (GO): regulation of DNA-templated transcription
Molecular function (GO): DNA-binding transcription factor activity
Source: RefSeq, a predicted model, not a curated record
AUGCCCAUUGUCUUGCCUCCUAUCGGACCACUUUUUGAGUGUCCCACAGCAAUUUUGCUGUCGUACGAGAGCGAGGAGCAACGCGAGCAGCAUGAGGAAGACAUGGCGCGUUAUUUUGGUGUACCACUACCCGAUUUUAUCCGUCGGAAACAUCACAAUAGCGUUAAUGACGCUGUUAACUUGCGUACGCCCACAAGUGUCCAACCUACCAGCGGCUACCUCAAUACUUCACCUGUUAAGAAAGAGAGUGCAAAGCCAAAAAUGAUCUUACCGUUGUUUCAACUAAAUUCACCUACACAAGUGCACAAUACGAAUGAAAUGUCUGAAGAGGAGGAGAAACUACGCGUCAGUCGAGAGCGUAACCGAUUGCAUGCGCAACGCACGCGUAUUCGUAAACGUGAGCUUUUAGAGCGUUUAAAGGAGCGUAUUGAAGCUUUGCAAGAUGAGUAUGAACUAUUAAAACAAGCUUACGACUUCCAUGCUACAGCAGUAUGUCUCUUACGACUUGGAAACGUUCGAAAUGCCCCUUGUGUGCAAAAACUUGAGCUAGUGGGUAUGAACUCGACAGAAGAUCGAGACGAAGAUGGUCAACUAUGUGAGGCGAUAAAUCUCUCGCACGAGAGCGAUGGAGAUGUUGAGAUUGACGAGACGCAUGAGCAAGAGUUCAAUAUUAACGGCAAACGAUCGUAUAUGUCUACAAUGAGCAGCAAUUCAAUGGUCUGCUCAAAAGAAGAGCGUGAGCGUGUCCGACGCGAGCGCAAUCGAUUGCAUGCACGGAGAGCGCGUCUUCGCAAGAAAGUCGUGCUGGAAAGGAGCCAGCAGGCGGUUCAGGAUUUACGUGAACGAAACGAUCGCUUACGGAAUCGUUUAAAUGUACUUGUGUCUUCUAUUUACGGAUCGGAGGCCUGCGAUGAUGAUGUGAACGUCAUGUCAUGA